Molecule: messenger RNA, 1512 nt
Organism: Neopelma chrysocephalum (saffron-crested tyrant-manakin)
Lineage: Eukaryota; Metazoa; Chordata; Aves; Passeriformes; Pipridae
Gene: PSMD14
Product: proteasome 26S subunit, non-ATPase 14
Exons: 13
Coding region: 258-1190 (310 amino acids)
Biological process (GO): protein deubiquitination; proteasome-mediated ubiquitin-dependent protein catabolic process
Cellular component (GO): proteasome regulatory particle, lid subcomplex
Molecular function (GO): protein binding; proteasome binding; metallopeptidase activity
Source: RefSeq, a predicted model, not a curated record
CCUCCCCGCGGGCCGCGGGGCCGGAAGCCGCCGCCGGGUGCCCUGUGAACCGGGAAGGGCUCGGUUUGAAUGAGAUCCGGCUGAUUCACCGCGGCCCGGGCGGCUCCGGCCCAGAUUGAAGGAAACCUUAUCAAAAUACCUUUGCUGACUUUGGAAGGAAAGGAGGAAAGAGACUUACUGGUAUCAUUUUUACAGUCAAAAAGUGGGAGCUGCUGCCACAUUUGAUCUGUGAUCACCUCCUGCUAAGCACCAGAAAUAUGGAUAGACUUCUGCGACUGGGAGGAGGUAUGCCUGGACUCGGACAGGGGCCACCAACAGAUGCUCCUGCAGUUGAUACAGCAGAACAGGUUUAUAUCUCUUCCCUUGCACUGCUGAAAAUGUUGAAGCAUGGUCGUGCUGGUGUCCCUAUGGAAGUCAUGGGUCUGAUGCUUGGAGAAUUUGUUGAUGAUUAUACUGUGAGAGUGAUUGAUGUUUUUGCAAUGCCACAGUCUGGAACGGGUGUCAGUGUGGAAGCAGUGGAUCCUGUAUUUCAAGCAAAAAUGUUGGAUAUGCUGAAACAGACAGGAAGACCUGAGAUGGUAGUUGGUUGGUAUCAUAGUCAUCCUGGCUUUGGCUGUUGGUUGUCUGGUGUAGAUAUCAAUACCCAGCAGAGCUUUGAAGCCUUAUCAGAAAGAGCUGUUGCUGUGGUGGUGGAUCCCAUUCAGAGUGUAAAAGGAAAGGUUGUUAUUGAUGCCUUCAGAUUGAUCAAUGCUAAUAUGAUGGUCUUAGGACAUGAACCAAGACAAACAACUUCAAAUCUGGGUCACUUAAACAAGCCAUCUAUCCAGGCACUAAUUCAUGGACUAAACAGACAUUACUAUUCCAUCACCAUCAACUACAGGAAGAAUGAACUAGAACAGAAGAUGUUGCUAAAUUUGCAUAAGAAGAGUUGGAUGGAAGGUUUGACACUUCAGGACUACAGUGACCAUUGCAAACUCAAUGAAACAGUAGUGAAGGAGAUGUUAGAAUUAGCUAAGAAUUACAACAAGGCUGUUGAGGAAGAAGAUAAGAUGACACCUGAACAGCUGGCAAUAAAAAAUGUUGGCAAGCAGGACCCCAAACGUCAUUUAGAAGAGCAUGUGGACGUGCUGAUGACCUCAAACAUUGUCCAGUGUUUAGCUGCUAUGUUGGAUACAGUUGUAUUUAAAUAACCAAUUUACCGUUUGUGGUGCUUUCUGUGUAUAUUUGUUUAUUGUUUCUAAUACUCACAAAACAGAGACUGUUGAGGCUCUAUUUGAUUAAACAGAGACAUCUGACUUUUGCAAUGUAAGUGCAUCACUAUAACACCUUUCAGUCUCUAAUUGUGCAUUUGCUUCAAUUUCUUUAUGUCAGGGUCCUCACAGAUUACAAAGUAUUCAAGAACACCAUGUGGGCAAAAAUGUAUUACAUUUUCAUUUAAUAUUUGGGGGGAAAAUCAGUAAUACAUAUAUAUUUUGACUGUUGCAACUUAAUAAAAAUACAUUUACAAACCUG